UUCCCUUAUUAUUUUGUAAUACAAAUGUAUUUGGAAAUCUCGAACCAGACGCUCGUAUGCGCGAGGUUCUUCGCGAGAUACGAUUUCGAAUUCGAAUAUAUUUUCGAAUGUGUAUUUUCUAUUCUUUUUACAAAUAUGUCAUCGUAGGAAAAUCUCGAUUUAUCGGUAUGUCGAUCCCGACUUGAAUUACUGUUCGCAAUAUUACUAGUCUUACUGUUAUAACUGCUCGCAGAGAUAACCUCAUUAUUCUAUAUUGAUGUACACAUUUAAAUUUAUCAUUUUGUGAUAGAGAUAUUCAUAAUCAUCGAAUAUUAAAAUAAAUCUACUUACAUAUUUCAAUGUGUGUGUGUUGCAACAGUGCGCUUUUUUUGUUAUCGUUUCCAAAUAUGGAUGUAUUACAUGAAUUACAUGAUUAAAAUAUAAAAUUGUAGAUUGAUUUUUUGUGUGUGUUGGGAAAUAGAAUUGUAUAUUAUAGCAAAUAAUUUUGUAUAUCUAUAUAUAUCACAAUUCAUAUAUAUUGAAAUUUCUAUUGCAAGCUGCAUUAAAAGUUAAUUGUGCAAAUAUCCUGAAUCUUAAACGAUACGUUAUAAUGCUUAGUUAGAUCACUCUACAAUCCUUAUCAGCAAUGAGUGAAGAAACAAAUAUAGAUGUAUCUUAUUUGAGUUGUGAUAUAAAUGGCACAAAAUAUAUUUACAAAAUUGCGCCGUAUUCGAUGGACAUGAUAAAAGAUACAUUUAAUGAAGAGCAAAAUACAGAUGAUAUUAUGAAGGAAACUAAGCUGGAAAACGAACAAGAGUCAAUUUCUUUGGUUUAUUUGAAUGGGCAAGUGUAUGCGUUUCAAAAUGGAGUGCUUCAAGAAUUGGACACAAAUCAGAUUAUGGAACAGACAGAUUUUCAGGAAAAAGCACUCUUAGUAUCAAAGGAUGUGGAAAAUUGUGGGAACGAAUAUAUCACUAAUGGAAAUAUAAUGGUUAAAAAUGAACAUUCUGAAGAACAAUAUGAAGUUACUACAGAAGAAGCAAGGAAAGAUUUUGUUAUAGAGGAUGAUAAUGUUAAUGUUGAUGAUUUUGUAGAAAUUGUAACUGCUUUUAAAUGCAAGAUAUGUGCUUAUAUAACUCAAAAUAAAAUUCAAUUAUUAAGCCAUAUUCAAAAAAUGCAUCUAAAUUCUACUAUAGAUAUUGAGUCAAAGGAAGAAUCUAAAAAUAUGAGUGGAGUAAGAAUAGUUUAUAUGUGUGCAGAAUGUUCCAAUUGCUUCCCUUCUUUUGAGGACUGCAGAGAGCAUAUGAUUAAUGAUCAUCAAUUAACAGACAUUGGAAGCGAUGAAGCAGGAAAAGAAAAUUUGACUGAUUUGACAAAUCCCGAUUUAAUGACCGAACAUGUAGAUCAACCUAUCGAAAAUAGUAAAGUAGAACAUCCAGUAAAAAUCCCAAAAACAUUAAGCUUAGAAUAUAUGCGUAACAAGAAAAUGAUAGAAUUAACGGAAAGAAAUGUUAAGUGUUCGUAUCAGAGUUGUCCAUACAAAUUCGCCUCAGAAGAAAUUAUGCAGCAACAUAUUCUAUGUCACACAGAAUCUGAAACUAUGACAAAAUUCAAAUGCAGUGUAUGUCGAGAUGUAAAAUUUACAAAGUGGCGUCAAUGUAGUUUACAUUUGUGGAAAAAGCAUCAAAUUGAUAUAGGUCUGUUCACUUGCAAAAUAUGUGAAGCUUACAAAAGCGCUACCAUGGUGAAACUUUUAACACACAUGAGAGUGCACAGUGAUACUCGUGAUUACGAAUGUCCUGAUUGUGGAAAAUGUUUCAAGCAAGCUAGUCAAUUGCGCAAUCAUCGUGUAAUGCAUUUAGAUCGCAAAACCUUAGAAGUAACCCGAUGGUAUACCUCUAAGAAAUGCGACAUGUGUGGUAAAACCUAUGCAAACUCAAAAUGUUUAAAGAAUCACAUUCAAGCCGUGCACUCGAAACUACGUCCAUAUGUUUGUAAUGUUUGCGGCCACUCUAGCGCCAGAAAAGCGAUGUUGCAAAUGCAUUUACGUCAACACACGGGAGAUAAACCUUUCAGUUGCGAGAUUUGUGAAUACAAGACUGGAGACCAUAACUCUUUAAGACGGCAUAUUAUGCAACAUACGGGAUUUCGACCAUAUAAAUGUCCACAUUGUUCAUAUACUGCAAUACAAAGUAGUAGUUAUAAAAAUCAUUUAAAAUCGAGGCAUCCUCUACUGUCUGGCUUAUUUACGUGCGAUCUGUGUCCUUUUAAAACAGUGAAAAAUGAAAGCUAUAUUCAACAUGUAAGAGAUCAUGAAAAGGGUUUAAUAAAAUCUAAUGUGCAGAAAAAAGACAGCGAGAAUGUAGAAGUCUUUCCUGGUAACAUUGCAGCAGCACAAUUAGUUUACAGCUGUCUGGGUGCCUUUUCGAAAGAUGGAGAUACAUUAGAAGCUAAUUUGAUGUCUUCCUCAACAUCUGCUGAUGGCACUUCACAAACAAUCACAAUACAAAUACCAUCAAAACAUCUCGAGGGUUCAUUAUCAACAAGAGAAAGUUUAAACAAAACUGAUUCUACAAUUGAGCAAGAGGAUGAUGAGACGAUGCAUUGCUUUUUAAAAAUUCCUAGAGAAGAGGAAGAAAGCAUAGACACUGGUGGUAUAACAAUACCCGCAGAACCUGAGGAAAGAAGUGCGAGAAGCAUUGAUAUUGAAAACACCUGCAUGACAACCAGUGAUAUUGAAGAAACAAAUGUGACCGCUAUUGAUAUUGAUGCAUAAAAUUAUACAAAUAAUAAUUAAUUGAUAAUUAAUGUCAAAUUAAUAAAAUGAUCUCUAUAACCA
Molecule: messenger RNA, 2818 nt
Organism: Formica exsecta
Lineage: Eukaryota; Metazoa; Arthropoda; Insecta; Hymenoptera; Formicidae
Product: zinc finger protein 64-like
Exons: 7
Coding region: 626-2755 (709 amino acids)
Biological process (GO): regulation of transcription by RNA polymerase II
Cellular component (GO): nucleus
Molecular function (GO): RNA polymerase II transcription regulatory region sequence-specific DNA binding; DNA-binding transcription factor activity, RNA polymerase II-specific
Source: RefSeq, a predicted model, not a curated record